UGGUCCGUUCACACCGCCUUGUGCGUCUCUUGGAAGAAAGCAAAGGGGUCCCGGUCGACCUCUGGCUUCCCCUGCAGCAACCCGGGGCUAACAGGUACCAGUGACUACUGGGCCCUCCGGCUUAUUCGCGACGGCGUUUGCGACCUGAUUGCGACGACGACUGCGCGCGCCACAUCAAUUGGUAAACAUCUCCUUGAAAAAGACCCAAUACCGUCGCCAUGCCCUGCCCCAGACUCGCAAAGCCCUCCUCCGUCUCCAUUCUUGAGCCUCAACUUUUUUUUUACCCUCACACCGACGCCUCACUCCUUUCCUAACACCAUUGCCGCCCUCAAGUUCCUGAUUGGCCCGUUUUGGUGGGCAGAUUGCUAUCUUGGUGGCCUCCCUCCGACCUAGUACAAUUUGCUCUUCUGUGUGAUAUUGUGCCCAGUUUCAGCUUCACGAAUACUAUACAUAUCUGAUUGACAGUCUUCCGCCGAAACUCUUGAGCCAAGUGCUUCAUUCAUCUCAGCGCUCAUACACCAACUUUCCCCAUGCAAGAUUUUGUGCUGGGGCCAACAAAAGGAUUCACCACUGACGCAACACACGAAUCGAAUUUAUCUCGGCAGUCUCUCGUUUAACUUAUCAUCUUCAUUGGACCAAUUUGCCUCCCCGAGGUAGCGAACGGACAACUCGUCGACAAACAGCAGGAGUUCAUCACCAUUUUCAUUCUUGGACACGGCUCAACUCCUGUCAGUUUGACUGCUGGAUUCAUUACUUUUUCAUCAUAGGGAAAGGAUCAGUUGAGUCGAUUGCGAACGCUUGACUUCAUGGCUUCCUCGGAGAUCGACCAAAAGUUUCUUGGCAAGCUCGCCCGGCUAGUCGAGAGUGAAAACCCCCUGCUUUCCUCUGUCCUGUACAAGAUUCUAGGACUUUCGAUAAACCUCUCGAGUCAGCUCAUCACCGCACGAAAACAGCGCCGACAAGACGGCAGCUCAGGAAAUCCUCCAUUAGACCUUCAUCUUCACAUCGUCUGGUUGUCACGGGAGGGGUUACUACUGCUCGAUCAAUAUGUACUGCCAUCGGCAACGCUAAAGAAGAAUGUCGAACUCAAAAUCCUAGCAUACAAGCUGCUAGCUUCAUUCUAUCACAUUAUCGUCUUGUUUCACAACACUCCACCUGUUACAACGAUAGGAACCAACACCCCGGAAGGCCAGUCAACAAGCAGUGUAGCGAAUGCCAGCGACAAGGGAAAAAGGGUAGCAAAAGGCAAUGACACAUACGAUCACGGUGCUUCAAGGUCGAUAUCUGAGGGGGGGCCCGUUGGUCCACCCCCAGGUUUUGGUCCGCAAUCACCAACAGCCUUCCUCAUGAAGCCCGGGGACUACCUACCACUGGCCCAGCAAUGCUUCAAGGAAGCUAUCCAGCUCGCGGAACAGCACCUUUGGGGAUCACAUUCGCUACGGCUUUCGGUCAAGACAGAAUACGCAGCCUUCCUAUACGAAUGCGUUCACGAUGCCGAGGCUAGCCGAAGACUCGCAAAGGAAACCAUCUCGGAGGUGUAUGAGGCGACGGAAGGCAUCGACAACGACAUGUUUAACGAUGCGUGUGAGCUCGUCACAGUCCUCGGGAAAAUGAUGAAGCGCGGUUUGGGGUCGAAUAAUACUCUACGAAGCAAGGGUCACGGAACAUCGAAUUCUGGCUCGCAGGGAACACCCAGGAUCGAGCAAAUAGAAGCCCAGGCACCAGUCACAGCUCCGCCAGGGAUGAUAUGAGCGAGAGAACUCGGCAUUGGUUACUUUCCACCCUGUCGGCAGCGCUCUGGAAGGAGGACCCAAGUCCAGAUGUCAGAGAGAAAGCCGUUGAGGAUGCUCAUCACCACUGGAGCCAGGCACGAUCAAGCACCGUGCCAUCGCAGGGAUAUGCCAACAGACUGAACCUUCCAGAAACCUGGCUCAAUGCGUCAGUCACCGAGCAGCACGAACAACUUCGAAUCCCGGAUGCCGAUCUUGCAUUAUGACAUCAUCGCCUAUAUACUACUAUGCAGUACGUAUAUCAGCCUUUUGUUGUUAUCCAUGCCGAUUAAUACGCUUUAUUUGGACCCACGGCAUUCUAUAUUACACGGGACAUAUAACCAUCGUCCGAGAAUCAGAAACCAUGCCAUUUUCAACAUGAGAGUUUGAGCGCAACUUCUCUUCUAUCUGGCGGUUUUUGGAGUUACAGAGCGAUCGCCUUUGGUCUUCAUACGACAUCAAUAUGUCAUUUCACUUACGGUACAAUCAUGUUCUGGUUUUUCUUGUAUAUACUCAUUGCCUUCUUUUGUUUUUGUCAAUUUGAUACCCAAACGCGUCCGUUUCGACCGAUGGUGUCUUUUUUUGUGGCUUUUUUGCGUUUGAUGUCUUUUUGCUUUUGGGUGAAUGCGGGAAAUCUCGGUUUGAUGGGGUGGCUGUUGUUUUUGGAUACUCAUCAUAUGUCAGCUGUAGUUUGCUGUCAACAUAACUGUAACUGUGUAAAUACUGCUGAAAGAUCGUCGACAGUUGAUGGAUCCGUUACAAGAAAUGAAGAAGCGUGGUCGU
Messenger RNA from Neurospora crassa OR74A, 2552 nucleotides. RefSeq lists its product as hypothetical. Bases 807 to 1751 code for a protein of 314 amino acids. Gene Ontology annotation, cellular component: cytoplasm. The record is from RefSeq and is a predicted model, not a curated record. Gene Ontology annotation, biological process: signal transduction. The transcript is spliced from 2 exons. NCBI's taxonomy places the organism in Eukaryota, Fungi, Ascomycota, Sordariomycetes, Sordariales, Sordariaceae.